AUGAGAAAUAUUGUAAUUUUUGGAGGUUCCUCGCAUCCAGAUUUGGCAGAUCAAAUUGCUUCUCGUUUAAAUGUGCAACUUGGACGUGCGAAAUUAUCAAAAUUUUCAAAUAAAGAGACCAAUGUAGAAAUUCGUGAAAGUGUAAGAGAAAAGGACGUCUACAUUAUACAAUCGGGUUGUGGUCACGUAAAUGACAAUCUUAUGGAACUUUUGAUCAUGAUUUCCGCGUGUAAAACUGCCUCUGCUAAAAAGGUGACUGCCGUGAUACCCUGCUUUCCAUACUCGAGACAACCCGAUGCUCCUUAUAAGAAAAAUGGAGCACGAUACAUUCGGAAUUCUUCGAUAUUACCAACUCCUGUAAGUGAAGUAAAAGAAUCACUCGUUGCUGCGACGGAAAGAAAUGAACAACAAAAUUUUGAUGUAGAACAAUCCAAUUUUUCUUGUGGUUCAAGUCGUAAUGCGGGAUAUAAACAUUGGAUUGCUCGUUCAGGGACACUCAUCGCAAAUCUCUUAACUUGUGCAGGAGCUGAUCAUAUAAUGACUAUGGAUCUUCAUGACCCACAAUUCCAAGGUUUUUUCGAUGUUCCCGUCGAUAAUUUAUAUAGUCAACCCUUGAUGAUCAAAUAUAUCAAAAAUAAUAUUUCAAAAUAUGAAAAUGCAGUAAUUGUUUCACCUGAUGCUGGUGGUGCCAAAAGAGCUACAGCAAUUGCUGAUAAACUUCAUAUGGAUUUUGCUUUAAUUCAUAAAGAACGUCGGUCACAGAUUCAACCUCAUAAGACAGAUUUGAUGCUUGUUGGUGAAGUUAAAGAUAAAGUUUGUAUCCUUAUUGAUGAUAUUGCAGAUACAUCUCUUACUAUUACCAAAGCUGCCAAAGUUCUUAAUGCAAAUGGUGCAAAAAAAAUUUAUGCGAUUAUCACUCAUGCAAUUCUGAGUGGUGAUGCAAUCAAGAGAAUACAAGAGAGCGUCAUCGAUCAGGUUAUUGUGAGUGAUAGUAUUCCUCAGGAAGAACAUAUGUCACGAUGUUCUAAAAUAAGAGUAUUUCACGUUGCCUCGAUAUUUGCCGAAGCAGUAAGACGAAUACAUAAUGGUGAAAGUAUUAGUGCAUUAUUUGGAAGAACAGAAUUAUUAUAG
Messenger RNA from Diversispora eburnea, 1131 nucleotides. The record is from the annotation of a GenBank genome assembly. NCBI's taxonomy places the organism in Eukaryota, Fungi, Glomeromycota, Glomeromycetes, Diversisporales, Diversisporaceae.